AGGUGGGGGUGGGGGGAGGUGAACGGGGGGAUGGUGGUGGGGGUGUUCACGGCCAGCUCGGCAUUCUGUGCUCGUGCAGGAAUUGGAGGGCAGCUAUCACCAGGGACGUGCACAGUUUUCCCCUCCCCCCUACCCCGUCCCCUCCCCCAACUCCAAAAAAACACGCCGUCUCCCCCUAAAAAAAAAAUACACUGCCCAUCCAGCCACCCCAAUAGCCCUGAGCCCACCUCUCCACGCCCAGGCCUCAGUGUUUCGGGCGUACGGGCAAGGGUCCCUGGCGGUGCUGGGCUGCAGGUCUCGAUAUUGUAGGGUGACAGUGGCGAAUGGUGGGGGAAGCCUUUUGCCAUCGAAACAGAACUUGUGCCGAGGACACUGCUGGAGCCGAUUUCUUUCUGUUUGGAGUAUCACUGAUCAGAGUUAUUCUGAUCGGAAGAAUUUGGUGUUUAAAAUCAUUAAGAUAAUUGCCUAAAUUGUUCAUGGAGUUUUUCAUCAGUAUGUCUGAAACCAUUAAAUAUAAUGAUGAUGAUCAUAAAACUCUGUUUCUGAAAACAUUAAAUGAGCAACGUCUGGAAGGGGAAUUCUGUGAUAUUGCUAUUGUGGUAGAAGACGUGAAGUUCAGGGCACAUAGAUGUGUGCUUGCUGCAUGCAGUACCUACUUCAAAAAGCUUUUCAAGAAGCUGGAAGUAGAUAGCUCAUCUGUAAUAGAGAUAGAUUUCCUUCGUUCUGACAUAUUUGAAGAAGUUUUGAAUUACAUGUAUACUGCAAAGAUUUCUGUAAAAAAAGAAGACGUCAACUUAAUGAUGUCAUCAGGUCAGAUUCUUGGUAUCCGGUUUUUGGAUAAACUCUGUUCUCAGAAGCGGGAUGUAUCUAGUCCUGAAGAAAAUAACACUCAGGCCAAAAACAAGUAUUGCUUAAAAAUAAACCGCCCCAUUGGAGAAUCUACUGACAAUCAGGAUGAUGAAGUAGAAGAGAUUGGAGAUCAGGAUGAUAGCCCUUCCGAUGACACUGUGGAAGGGACUCCCCCAAGUCAAGAGGAUGGUAAGUCACCCACAACCACACUUAGGGUUCAAGAAGCAAUCCUGAAGGAGUUGGGGAGUGAAGAAGUUCGAAAAGUAAAUUGCUAUGGCCAGGAAGUAGAAUCUAUGGACACCUCAGAAUCAAAAGACUUGGGGUCCCAAACUCCUCAGGGUUUAACAUUUAAUGAUGGCAUAAGUGAAGUGAAGGAUGAACAGACCCCAGGCUGGACAACAGCCACCAGUGACAUGAAAUUUGAGUACUUACUCUAUGGUCACCGGGAACAGAUUGCCUGUCAAGCAUGUGGAAAGACAUUUUCAGAUGAAGCCCGUUUGAGAAAGCAUGAAAAGCUCCAUACAGCAGACAGACCAUUUGUUUGUGAAAUGUGUACCAAAGGCUUCACCACUCAGGCCCACUUGAAAGAACACCUCAAAAUCCACACUGGCUAUAAGCCUUAUAGCUGUGAAGUGUGUGGGAAAUCAUUUAUCCGUGCCCCGGACUUAAAAAAACAUGAGAGAGUUCAUAGUAAUGAAAGACCUUUUGCAUGCCACAUGUGUGAUAAAGCCUUUAAACACAAGUCCCAUCUAAAAGAUCAUGAAAGAAGACACAGAGGGGAAAAGCCUUUUGUUUGUAGUUCCUGUACAAAGGCGUUUGCCAAGGCAUCCGACCUGAAACGCCAUGAGAACAAUAUGCACAGUGAGAGGAAACAGGUCCCCACUAGUGCCAUCCAGAGUGAGACUGAACAGUUGCAGGCAGCUGCUAUGGCGGCCGAGGCAGAGCAACAGCUUGAAACAAUUGCUUGUAGUUAGGUGUGUUCAUCAGGGGACAAAGGAAACAGGACUCUUUAAACCCAACAGGCAAUUACUGCAUAGACUUUAAGAUUAAACUGGUCACAAAUGAAUUUCUGAAGAUUAGUCACUGUAUUUUUGUGGAAAUUGUGAAUAGUUGUGAUUAAACUGAAGACGGUGCUUGGUUAGAUGCUUUAAAAACUUUGGGGAAAUAUUUCCUCAUAAUUCUGACCAAAUGGUUUUACUGUCGCACGUAUCAGAUUGUAGUAUAUCGCCAGUUUGCUGUUCAUUUUUAAAAUGGUUUUAAUUUGAGAACUCUUGUAUAAGUCAUAGAAGUAAAAAAAAAAGAAACAAAAAGCUUUCUUUUAAUUCCUAUCUUCCUACUGCAAUUGGAGUGUGUUAUACAGAAUGAAUAAUUGGGUAUAUUGAUUUCUUAAUCACUUUUUGUGACUGCUGGUCAAAGCAAAUUUUUAUUCCUUAGGAAAAACAACAGUGGGAACACUAAUGAAGCCCCUUCCCUAUUCAGAGAUCCAUGUUAGUAGCUGUUGGGGGGAGAUAUACAUGUUAUAGGAGGCACUGCCCAAGUAUAAAACUUCAUUUUGAAGCAGAAAAUAAAUGAUUGACCUUGGACUGAGCAAUCAAAACAUAUCUGUAGAAGUCAUGACAAUACAAAUUGAUAUUCACAUUUCGUUUAUGCAUUUUGUAAAGUUUUGUGUCUUUUCCCCCCUGUGUUUUUCUGUAAAAUCCAGAUAGUGGUUGCCUCGUGGUGAGGGUUCUUCAUCACUUUGUUGCUCCUCCCUCACUUAACCUGAUUUUCCUUCUCUACCUUCAUACUUACAUUGAAUUAGAUUGUACAGCAGGCUGUACGGCCCACUUGUUUAUUGCUAUGGCCAGAUAGUAAGCACUUGUUCUCUUGAGGCCAAGUUCUUAUAGCCUUCUUAUUUUGAGGUGUCUCUUUCUAUGUGAAGCGUUCUUGUUUUGAAAAGUAAGAGAAUGUUGUGAUGGAUAAUGGCAACUGAAUAAUAUGGCUCUUGGAAACACAUUUUUUUUGUGUAAUUAAUUGCCUACCAAUUUUCAUCAGAUUCAAUAAUUGCAAUUGAUUUUGAAUUAGAUUUUUAAAAAACAAUUUAAGAACAAGACUGUUUAAUAUAAAGUUGUUAAUAUUUGAAAGAAGAGUGAACUAAAUGCACUUCUUUAUAUACAUUUGUAUAGCUCAUCAGAAUUACAUCAAGUUAUUAAACUCUUUGCUGGACGUGAUAUGCCUAGUCAAGAAGCCACAAAGUUGCAGAAUAUGUAAAUUAAUAAUAAAAGUUUUUUUUAUUUUCA
Messenger RNA from Monodelphis domestica (gray short-tailed opossum), 3128 nucleotides. RefSeq names its product zinc finger and BTB domain containing 14 (gene ZBTB14). Gene Ontology annotation, molecular function: RNA polymerase II cis-regulatory region sequence-specific DNA binding; DNA-binding transcription factor activity, RNA polymerase II-specific; protein binding. Gene Ontology annotation, biological process: regulation of transcription by RNA polymerase II. NCBI's taxonomy places the organism in Eukaryota, Metazoa, Chordata, Mammalia, Didelphimorphia, Didelphidae. The record is from RefSeq and is a predicted model, not a curated record.